Molecule: messenger RNA, 1051 nt
Organism: Bombus pyrosoma
Lineage: Eukaryota; Metazoa; Arthropoda; Insecta; Hymenoptera; Apidae
Gene: Pym
Product: partner of Y14 and mago
Exons: 3
Coding region: 125-778 (217 amino acids)
Biological process (GO): exon-exon junction complex disassembly
Cellular component (GO): exon-exon junction complex; cytoplasm
Molecular function (GO): RNA binding
Source: RefSeq, a predicted model, not a curated record
UUCAAGACACACACUAUUUCUCAAGGGUUGAGGUCCUCACGAUCGCAAAAUGGCACGCGGAUAGUAGGAAUUAUUAAGAAAUAUAAUAAAAAAUAUUCACGGCGAACGAUCGCACUGAAUAACGAUGGCGUCGGCUUACAUUAAAGAUGAACAAGGUGGAACAUUCAUUCCGGCCAGUCAACGUCCUGAUGGUACAUGGCGUAAGCCACGUCGUGUAAAAGAUGGCUACAUACCACAAGAAGAAGUUCCAUUAUAUGAAAGCAAAGGCAAACAGAUAAAGAAUAAACCUAUGUAUCCAAUAGGUGCAAGUCCAGAAUUCAUAGCAGAGCAUAAAGCUAAACAGGAAGCAUUACUAGCAGCAAAAUCUAAAACUAUUCCUGGUGCUCCAGUUAAAACAGAAGUCAAAAAGAAAAAGAAAAAAAAUAAAAAUAAAACAACUGAACGUAUAACAGAAGAACUGGCCAAAACUACACUCUCAGAACCAGAUCAGAAAAAAGAAUCAUUAUCACAGAACAGUAAACCACAAAUUAACAUAAAGAUAGUAUCCAAUAACCAGACUUCAACACCUAAAUCAAAUGUUUCAACUCAAUCUCAAACUUCUAUAUCAGAUCCACAGAAAAGGUUGAAAAACCUCAGAAAAAAGGUCAGAGAAAUUGAAACAUUGGAAGAAAAGAUAAAAAAUGGAUUGUUAAAAAAUCCGGAAAAAGAAAUACUUGACAAGUUGGCAAGAAAAGCUGAAAUUUCGAAAGAAAUAAAACGAUUAGAAGCAAGUCAAUAAAAAGAGGGAGUUAAAAAAGAUAUAUUUACAUACUCAUGAAAUAUCACUUUAUAGUUGUACCUAAGCAGAUGUGUGUUUUUCAAAUUUUUAAAAAUUUUAAUAUGAUCUUAUGUAAUGUCACAAUUUCAUCCUCUUUAUACAGUAAGCUAAUAGCAAUAUGAAGAUGUACAUUUAUAUACAGAAGAUAAAAAUUAAAUACUAAUGAGAAUUUAGUAUGCUAUAAUAUCACUAUGUGAAAGACCAAUCAGAUUUAAUAAAAAUUGUUUUUGCAUA